This is a messenger RNA of Pungitius pungitius (ninespine stickleback), 3606 nucleotides long. RefSeq names its product solute carrier family 38 member 4 (gene slc38a4). The transcript has 16 exons. Gene Ontology annotation, molecular function: L-amino acid transmembrane transporter activity. The coding region runs from base 398 to 2041 and encodes 547 amino acids. The record is from RefSeq and is a predicted model, not a curated record. Gene Ontology annotation, cellular component: plasma membrane. Gene Ontology annotation, biological process: amino acid transmembrane transport. NCBI's taxonomy places the organism in Eukaryota, Metazoa, Chordata, Actinopteri, Perciformes, Gasterosteidae.
GGUUUAAUGGGCUAUGGAAUACAAUAAGUCCGUAAGUGUCCUCAGAAAGAUAGAAGUACAAUGCUGUGCAUUGCAAUGUGCAGAGUGUUGACAGGACCCACGAAAGAGGAGGGGCCUGGGGAACUUCCCCAGGUUUGUUCUCAUUGGUCACGACGGCCCUCCCUCCUUCAUUUUAAAAGCCUGCUUCCUUACCUGUUUAAAAGCUGAAGCUUCUCACCCACUUACCUUUAUGUUAACUGUUGAAAACUAAAAGAAACGAUCCAGGAACCUCUUUACGAAACUUGUGAAUUAACAGAGGUCGAGGAAGGAACACAUCACCGCUUUGUGAAUAGCUGAAAUCCUUAAAAGGAAACCCCCCCCCUCCUUUCUCCACCCCUUGCCACCGCUGCGUGCCACUAUGCCGGGAGCAGUGGAUCGAAUGGAGCUGAGUAAGGUCUCCCCCGAGGCGGAUGAAGACAGUACCGACAGCCUGGACGACCGCUACACAGAGCCCAUCGACUCUGAGAAGGGCGCCAUCGACAGUCAGUUUAUGGACGACAACGAGGACGCAGAAAGUCAGAAGUUCCUGUCAAAUGGGCUGAUGAAGAAGAAGAAAUAUGAGGAGUACCAUGAGGAAUAUCAUCCCGGCCACACCUCCUUCGGGAUGUCCGUGUUCAACUUGAGCAACGCCAUCAUGGGCAGCGGCAUCCUGGGCCUGUCCUACGCCAUGGCGAACACCGGCAUCUUGCUCUUUUUAAUCCUCCUCGUUGGUGUGGCAAUCCUCUCUUUGUAUUCGGUGCAUCUUCUCCUUAUGACAGCUAAAGAAGGAGGUUCCCUCAUCUAUGAGAAGCUGGGAGAGAGAGCAUUCGGUUGGCCUGGGAAAAUCGCAGCGUUUGGAUCCAUUAUCAUGCAGAAUAUUGGAGCCAUAUCCAGCUACCUCUUCAUCGUGAAGUACGAGCUGCCCCAAGUGAUCCGAGCCUUUCUGGGUUUGGAGGAAAUCACUGGUGAGUGGUACAUGAACGGGAACUACCUGGUGGUGAUCGUGUCGAUAGGAAUCAUCCUGCCUUUGUCUAUGCUGAAAAAUCUGGGCUACCUGGGCUACACCAGCGGCUUCUCCCUCGCCUGCAUGAUCUUCUUCCUGGGUGUGGUGAUUUACAAGAAGACCCAGCUGCCCUGCCCUCUUCCCUUCCUUCACCACCACUCGUCCAACCUCAGCGCCAACGCCUCGCACCUGGCGGGGCUGUACCCGCCGCUGAACGCCACGUCGCACAUGGAUUUCUCCCGCGCCGACGUCUCCCCGGCGGUGCUAGGCAGCCACGACGCUCACUCCUCCACCGGCGUCCACGUGGAGCCCCACCCCGACACCGAGGAGAUGUGCACGCCCAAGUACUUUGUCUUCAACUCCCAGACGGCGUACACGGUGCCCAUCCUGGCUUUCGCCUUUGUUUGCCACCCUGAGGUCCUGCCUAUCUACAGUGAGCUUAAAGAUCGCAGCCGGAAAAAGAUGCAGAACGUCUCCAACCUGUCAAUCCUUACUAUGCUCAUCAUGUACAUGCUGUCGGCCCUGUUUGGCUACCUCACUUUCUACGAAAACGUGGAGGCAGAGUUGCUCCACACCUUCACCAAGGUCUAUAAGUUUGACACCUUGUUGCUGCUGGUGCGUCUGGCUGUUCUCACUGCCGUCACUCUGACUGUCCCCAUUGUGUUGUUCCCCAUCCGCUCCUCCAUCACCACGUUGCUAUUCAGCGGGCGAGAGUUCAGCUGGAUUCGCCACAUGGUGAUCGCCGCCGGCAUCCUAACCCUCAACAACCUGUUGGUCAUCUUUGUCCCCACCAUCAGGGACAUCUUCGGCUUCAUUGGUUCUUCUGCAGCUACUAUGCUCAUCUUCAUCCUACCUGCUGCCUUUUACAUCCGGCUUGUAAAAUCAGUGCCGUUCCGCUCCCCGCAGAAGAUCGGAGCGACCGUCUUCCUUAUCGUAGGAGUCAUCUUCAUGAUCGGCAGCCUGUCACUUAUCGUCAUGGACUGGAUCCACAACCCCUCCGGCUCCAGCGGUGGUCACUAAGUCCCUUCUUCCCUCCUCAGAAUCCCAUUUAACAUUGCACCCGGUUCCCAUAGCCGCUUCAGCUGGUGCGACAACGGGGUUCAUCAGUGUUUCUCUUCCCUUCUUCAAAUCACAAACGUCAAUCAUAAAUAUAUACGGACAUGUGCUCCACCGGGGCUAAGACAUCUUCAGUUUACUCCCUCGGAGAAUAUGACUGGAGGGAGAACAUUUCGCUCGGUUUUAUUUUUUGUUGUUGUUAUUUUUAUUCUUUGAUUGCUGUUGCUGUAAAAGUUCUGGAUUGGAAAACUCAAACACGAGAAUCAAGACCCAGAGAGGACACGACUUUGGUUUAAUGCAAUGACAACAGCGGGAAAUCAUUGUCAUCUUCCUUAAUAUUUCCAGCUAUGAAGCGACGGAACAAACACACACUGUACAGCCCUCUCUUGAAGCAGAUCUGUGAACUGCGGAUUCAGCAAAGCUUGAAUGACAAUGCGAGUCCCUCUGUCCUCUGUGUACUUGAAGGAGACAAUCGGAGGAGGAGUGUGUCGUCCUCCAUGAAACAAGGAGCACUUCUAGCAUUACCGUUGACUUUGUUUUUAGACAACACACACACACACACACACACACACAUAAUAGGCCUGUUUAAAACACGUCUGCACCUUUAUUUUCAGCUCAUCUCAAAAUGGUAAAAAAAAAAAUCAUGAAAUGGGAUUAAAUCUUGCAAAAUGUUAUUCCGGAAAGUUGGUUAAGAAUCAGAAGCUUUGCCAGUCUCCACAUACUGUAGUCGUUAUGAUUAAUGCACUCUCGGUAUUACUGUAUCAGAGGGAUCUGAACAUUCAAGAGAGCAUGUGGAGCAUAAUUUAGUUUGUGUACUGAAAAAAUGGCUGUACAAAAUAUCACACGCCUCUUCUCCAUUCUGGCUUUAUGAACAGCAUUUCUGAUAUGUAGUAGAAAUACCUGCUACGCUACUCUAUUAAUUUGGUAUUUCUCAUGCAGUUAAGCCAUAUGUUAUUAUCUUUAGAACUGAUUUGCAAACAUUUGUAAAAAAAAAAAGAUAAUACGGUUCAAAAGUUAAAUAACUUCAACCUAACGUAGAAGAGCUUGAAGAUUGAAGGCUAUUGUAAAUUCAACAUGCAAAGAUUGUAGUGAAACAUUUUGAAUCGUGCCAUAGUGUCUCAAAGAAAACACUCACUCUCUCCAAAAGUGAGAACACGCCUCAUUUUUUAUAUUUUUGCCGUCAGUUUGAUGUUCGUAUUAUGAAGCGGGGUGCCAGCUACAUCUUCAGCAGACUGACAUGAGAAUGUCAAUUCUGCAGCAAUUGAAUUUCUUUCGUGCAAUCGAUGACACUCGUGAUGCAACAAGGCUAGCCUAAAUCGUGCAUUUCAAAGUGCAAUGUACUCAAUUUGUCACUAAUAUUUGAAAAGGAAUGAAAAUGUAAAUGUGUUUUUAAGCUAUCAAUACAUGGGUCACUUGUUUUGCUGACAAAUCCAAGCUUACACUAUUAAUCUUAGUGGACCGAUUGUCACAUAGUAACACCAUUUCAGUUUUUAUUUCAGUUAUUUUAAAACUGUUAGUUGUGAUUGAUU